Molecule: messenger RNA, 1846 nt
Organism: Trichogramma pretiosum
Lineage: Eukaryota; Metazoa; Arthropoda; Insecta; Hymenoptera; Trichogrammatidae
Product: cell adhesion molecule 2-like
Exons: 9
Coding region: 581-1447 (288 amino acids)
Source: RefSeq, a predicted model, not a curated record
UUUAUCGCAGCCCCCAUCCGUGCACGUGCACCGACCAGUUUGACCGAGCCAUAGAGAUCCGCUCUCGAGUUUCUCAAUAGUAUUACCAGUGAUGGUCAAAUAUUUGUGUUCGUAAUUGGUUUAUGUGUUAUCAAAUUGUGUGUCAGUGAUAUGAAGCGGAUGAAAAGUUGUGAAAGCCCCGGCACUUUUGUAACUUUUUAGUGUUCGUUGCGAAUCCUCACGGCUCGCAGUCUUGGCGCACAAAACUUGCGGAGAUCAAGAUAUGAUGAAAGUACGAACGUAGUUACAAGAAGCAAUAGCAUGAGAAGGCUUUAAGCGCAACGAGCUCGAAAAAAAUAAGGAAGUAUCCUGGCAACACGCGAAGACGAAGAAGAAGUAGAAGAAGACGACGACGACGACGACGAAGAAGCAACAGCAGAGGCAGAGUAGCGAGUGGCAGCGGUGUCGUGGUGUGGCGCGGUGGUGGCGGCGCGACUCCUCGUGAGCGCAUAUUGCGUUAGUAAUCAGAGAUCCUAGCUCAGCGAAUGCAACGCUUGACGAGUCGACUCGAGCUCCUUCUUAGCCUUCACUGGUCUAUACCAUGUACAAAUAUAUGUAUAUACGGGACAGUUGCUGCGCCACUGGAGCCUCGAGGAUGAAUCUCUCGCGGAGACUAGCGAUGCUACUCCUGACGCUCUGCUUCGUGCAAUUUCGACAGCGCGUUGGAGCGCUAAGGUUACUAGAAAUAAACGUCCCAUCGUACCUCAAAAAAGGCGAGUCUACACGAUUGGAGUGCAGAUAUGACUUGGAUUCGGAUAAGUUUUAUUCAGUGACGUGGUACAAAGACAAUGAGCACAUAUUUAGCAUCUCACGUAAAACUAAUAAAAAGCAAGUCUUCCUUACAGAUGGAGUGAGAAUAGACCAACACAGAUCGAACAACCAAAUUCUGCAGCUGCAGAGUGUUGACCUUAAUUCCACAGGAUAUUAUAUGUGCGAGGUGAACGCCGACAAUCCACCCUUCAAAGCCGUAAAGGGGGAAGCUUACAUGGAAAUUAUAGACCCACCGCGAGAAGAUCCGAAGAUUACCGGUGAAGAGGAGAUUUACGCCAGCGGCGAUAUUCUCGCGCUAAAUUGUACUAGCGCUUUUUCUCAUCCAGCGGCUCGUUUGCAGUGGUUCAUCAACGAUUCUCCAAUCGAACCCGAUUCCGAAGUACUACAUACAACAUCGCACGGUCUGCACAGUACUCUAUCGAAUUUGAGAUUGGAGUUGAACCCAGUUCACGUUAGCGAGGGCAAAAUUCAAGUCAAAUGUCAAUCGACAGUUCGAAGUUCGUUGUUGGUGAAGAAAAAGCCCUAUUACGACGUCCGAUCGACGGUGAUUUACGUACGAGGCUUCGCGGACGUGACGAUACCGUCGGCCGCACUGUUGAUCUGUAAUCUACUGUUACAUCCACUGUUGAGAAAGUAGCUGUUCGUCGUUUCUUCCUUGGGACCAUCGUGAUCGUCGUCGGUGGCGUCAUCGUUAAUGCAGCGUCAAAUCUUCUUCGAGGUACGUGAAGAGACAAUCAUCCUUGCGACUUUUUGACUCGGCUUCGCUGCAAUGAAAAAAAACGUCACAGGUACUGGACGAUACCGAUUAUACGAUAAUAUGGUCAAGUGUUAAUUAUUUUUCAUUUCUCAAAUGUAUAAUGUACAGUUCACGUCUAUAUGGCUAAAUACGAUUGUUAGCGCUGUUUUGACUGGGGAUAGAUGCAAAAAUGUAUAAAUAAAUGACGUUAUAUUAUGUAAAAUACCCCGUACGCGCGUGUACGAUGUAUAUUAUAAUGACGGUUUGAAUGGGUGCGCGAGAUUCUUGGAUAUAUAUAUC